AUGCAAGUUUUUGACAAGAAAGAAGCUCUUAUGGCAUCGAAUACGGACAACGAUAAAAGUGACAUUUAUAUAGAUUCGGAUAUACUGCCAUUUCAUGGAUGGUGGUCGAGCGGCCUAAAAUCAGAGGAGAAUUCAGAACAGUCCAGCAAGGACGUGCAAGUUGUGUAUUUGCCUGCACUGGUGCCACGAGAAGCACAGUCCGAAGGGUAUUCAGCAAAAGAUGAUAUUCCAUUACCAUACAGCUUCGACGCUUUCGGGAGAAACUUCGACCUCCAGCUGCUACCGAAUAGAAGACUCGUGUCACCUCAUUUCAAAGUAUGGUCAGAAGAUGGACCGGAUGAUCCACUAUCUAGUGUGGAUUCCUCUUGUCAUUUCUUGCAUACUGGCCCUGGCGCAGUCGCCGCUUUCUCCGCUUGUAGAGACCACACACUACAUGGUUUGAUAAUGACUGAAAACUCAACUUACGAAGUUCGCCCGCUUACUUCACGAGUGGGACGCGCUAAGUCGACAGGCAGGCAAGAACGGACGCCGCAUGUCAUUCGUCGAGCUCCUCCGCCCCCCUCCACCAUGGACGACGACCGGCCGCUGCGGCACACUGCCCGCAGACCGCGCAUUCUUCCAAAGAAACCUCCCCCUUCCUCCUACACCAUCGAGAUAGCCCUGUUCCUAGAUCAGGCUGCUUACAAACUCUUCUAUCCUCACCUCAACUACAAUGAAGCUGACUUGCGGGAUAUGUUGCUCGCUUAUAUCAAUGGCGUGCAAGCGCUGUACCACCACACGUCUCUGGGCACGCACGUGCAGCUGUCGCUGGUGCGGCUCACGCUGCUGCGCGCGCAGCCCGCCAAGCUGUCCACGCACGCCGAGCGCGGUCGCCUACUCGACUCUUUUUGUGACUACCAGCGUUCCCUCAACGUUGACGAUGACGAUGAUCCCGACCACUGGGAUAUGGCUCUAUUGCUCUCAGGACUGGACUUCUACUCGGAGGAGGGUGGGCAUCGUAACGGUGUGACGAUGGGUCUGGCGCCGGUCGGAGGCGUUUGCCUGCCCGCGCAUGCGUGCGUUGUAGCGGAGUUCGGAACAGCGGACACGUUCGGCCGCCCUUAUCCUUCAGCUGGCUUCACGUCCGUCUAUAUUCUUGCGCACGAGAUCGGACACAACUUAGGCAUGCACCACGACGGAACAGGAAACUCCUGCGCUCGCGACGGCUACAUCAUGUCGCCUUCUCGUGGAACUAACGGCGAAGCGACGUGGUCGCAAUGCAGUGCACGAGUCAUCGCUGACCUGCAGUGGGCUACUUGUCUUUUUGAUGGAGAAGAUGACCUAGACGUCCCACAGCAACUUCAACAUGAAAAGUUUGGUGACGCUCCUGGCGUUAUAUGGGGAGCAAAGAAACAAUGCGAGGUACUGCUCCGCGACAAGGAUGCGGCGGCGGCAGAUGUGCCGGGAGGGGAGGGCGGCGACGCUGCGCGUUGCGCACAACUGGCGUGCCGCACACCGCACCGUGCCGGGUUUUACUACGCCGGACCCGCCUUACCCGGCACGGCUUGCGGACAAGGAAGGUGGUGUCAAGGCGGAGAGUGUGUACCGGCGGACACGCAAGUGUCGCUCACAGCGUCCACGACCGCGCCUGGCGCCGCGUGGAGCGCGUGGCGCGCCGGCGUGUGCCGCUCCGGCUGUACGCUGCGUGGUCGUGGCGCCAGCGAGCGCAGGCGCACCUGCGCCGAGGGCGCUGUCUGUGAGGGCUCCUCGUACGACGUAGGGCUCUGUGACGAUUCGAAGGUUUGCGGCAAGAAGACGCGCGUAUCGGCGAGCGAGCUGGCGGCGCGGCGCUGCAGCGAGUACGCGGCGCGGCUGCCGGUGCUCGACCCGCGCGGCGGCGGGCUGCAAGCUCCGCACGACCCUACUCGUAUGUGGAUGGGUUGCGCGAUAUUCUGUCGACGCGCAUCAGGCGGCGGGUUCUACGCGCCUCGGGUGGAACUUAACGACGCGGGCUUGGAUCCGUACUUCCCCGACGGCACUUGGUGUCAUCAUGACGGCUCCCACCACUACUACUGUCUGCAGCAUCACUGUUUGCCGGAAAAUUUCAAGAUGACAACCCAAUUUCACAUAUGGGAGCUACCAAGUGAAGACAUCAGUGGUCCCUUUAACGCCAGAGCGCGAGCGGCGCCCGAGGAUGCGGCCGCAGCUCUUCGGGCUUACCUGUCGCUGGACGCAGCCGGGUCGCCCCUGGCGCGGGCCGCUAUACCCCCGCACAUACCCGAAGAACUCGAAGAAGAUUGGGAAGUCCUAGAUUACGUCGAAAUACCCUCUAGAAAUAAAACGGACCAUCUCAGUAAUUAG
Molecule: messenger RNA, 2340 nt
Organism: Melitaea cinxia (Glanville fritillary)
Lineage: Eukaryota; Metazoa; Arthropoda; Insecta; Lepidoptera; Nymphalidae
Product: A disintegrin and metalloproteinase with thrombospondin motifs adt-2-like
Exons: 13
Coding region: 1-2340 (779 amino acids)
Biological process (GO): proteolysis
Molecular function (GO): metalloendopeptidase activity
Source: RefSeq, a predicted model, not a curated record